Messenger RNA from Leptosia nina, 1887 nucleotides. The record is from the annotation of a GenBank genome assembly. NCBI's taxonomy places the organism in Eukaryota, Metazoa, Arthropoda, Insecta, Lepidoptera, Pieridae.
AUGAAAGUCGUAGUGGUCCUGAUGAGCCUCGUGGCUCUGGGGUUGACAGGCCCUCCACCAAAAGUAUUGGAGAACUUCCAAGAUCAUUUCGAGCAAUUUAUGGUUAUCAGCGAUGCAUUGGAAGGAGACCACUGGAGACGGCAAUCGGGGGCUUACGCCAGAUUUGUCGAGUACCCGAAAAGCCUAAACGCACUGGCUGCCAAAGAUUUUAAACAGAUCGUCGCGGAUCUGGGAAGCGAGGCCGAAGUUAUCGCAAUUAGAGAAUUCUUGGAAAAUCUUACAAUUGAUGUAGAUUACUACGUUGAUCACUUCCAGGACGUCAUAAAGAAACUUCACGCAAACGAUUUCAGCAACAUUACCGCAAUUGACCCUCCUCGCAGAGUCCGUCGUCAUCCCAUGACUGGAACCACCAUGCGUACCUACAUCGCUGACACCAUAAGCUUGCUACCCAUAAGACAGCUGCGUCAAUUAUUCAAUCAACGUGUGGCUCUAAACGACAUCUUCAAGACCGCUAUAGAAGGCAUCCGAAGCGAUGAGUUCAAAGUACUGUAUAACGCACUCUGGCAGAACGAGAAAUUCCAAGAUGUAGCCGCCUCCUUAGCAGACGCAGACUUCGAUCUGAAGUAUGUGUUCGAAGAGUUCCUGCCAUCUCUCUUUGGACAGAACGACCCAAUUCGGAUUACGUUCCAAAUGCAGUUUGACUAUUUCCUACAAAUCGUUAUCGACAUGGAGAGCGGCCAUUGGCUGCGGCAAGUAACAGCGUACAAAGAUUUCCCGGAGUUCAAGCAGAGCUUGGGUGUGCUUGCGAAUACAUCGCUCGGCGACUUCUAUCAGAGCUUGAUGCGAACGGUUCCCGCUUUUACUAAGUUGGAUGCUUUCUUAAAGAAGAAUGACAUCUUCGUAGCAUACCUCAUUGGUCGUGUUGACCUUUUAUCAAGAUACUACAACAAAUACGACCACGCGAUCUCGUGCAAUGAAAUAGUUCACCCCAGAAGACAACGCCGUCACCCUAUGACUGGAAGAACGAUGCACACGUUCUUAGCGGACACCGUGAGCCUCCUCCCGAUUAGACAACUGCGUGUUUUAUACGAAGAAAAAGUGGCUAACGAGGAAGACUUCAAGAACACCAUUAACGCAUUGAAGAGCGAUGAAUUCAAAGAACUCUACAAAGCCAUGUGGGAAGCAGACGGUUUCCUAAAAGUAGCCGAUGAAUUAAAGACCAAAAGUGACUUCGACCUCAAAUACGUAUUAGAAGAGCUAGUACCAGCCAUGUACGGACAGAAUACUCCACUUUACACCUCCUUCCAAACCCAAUUCGACGAGUUCUUGGAAAUCAUUAUAGCGAAGGCUGGCGAGAGCUUCAAGAGAUUAGUGGAAUCUUACAAGCAGUUCCCCGAAUUCAAGAGUUCCCUGGACACAGUUGAUAAUACAGUCUUUAUGCAGUUCUACCAAGACUUGCGCAAAGUUGAUAUCUUUAAAUCGUACGACGAAUACAUGAAGAAAAACGACAUCUACGUGGCAUACUACAUUGACCGCUUCGAAUAUUUGUCCUAUAUCUUAAACACAAACGUCACUCAAGUCGGUACAAUUAAGAUCAAGGAAACCGCAGACAUAACUCCAAGUGGCAGAACGAUGAACGAUUUCCUCUCUGAUGUCGUUGACAUCCUGCCAAAGACGGAGUUGGCUGCUUUGUUCAGCGACAAGAUGGAACAAAACAAAGUAUUUAAGAAUGCUGUAGAGUCCUUGACGAAUGAAGAGGGACAGAAGUUCUAUAAUGAUUUUUGGGCAAACAGAGUGUUCCAAGCUGUAGCCAACGCUCUAGCUAACAACAACUUCGACUUGAGAUAUGUCUUCGAGACAUUGGUCCCAGCUUUGUACGGACAAUAA